AUGGUUCUGGAAUUAAACGCAUCAGAUGAUCGAGGUAUCAAUGGUAUAAAGGAAAAAUUAAAACGUAUGCAAGUAUGCAAAGAAUGUUCAGCUGACUCAAUGACGAAUUCAGCCCAAGACACGUUAAGACGAAGUAAUUGA
Molecule: messenger RNA, 141 nt
Organism: Diversispora eburnea
Lineage: Eukaryota; Fungi; Glomeromycota; Glomeromycetes; Diversisporales; Diversisporaceae
Source: the annotation of a GenBank genome assembly